GGUUUAGUCAACAAACCAUGCUGGUGAGGCACAGGGAGGAGAAGGAGCAGCUCCUGGGCUCAGCUGUGGUGGCUCAGCAGGGCUCUCCAGGGCAGUCAGACAAGAUUUUUAUCAAUAAAAUCAGCUGUGUGUUCACAUCCGACUGUAUGCUCUGCCUGACAGCUGCCUAGGAAUCGGUUGCUUGCACACAACCCCUUUCCAGGCCAGGAACACACUUUGACCAGCAACAGUUGCAAAAGAGCAUUAUUAAGUCUAUUAAGCCUGAGUUCACAGAUUUUUUUCUAGAAUAGUAACAGAUGGCAAAUGGUGGCAGUACAGCUGCUGGGACCUGGAGAGGAUGGAUGUUGGUUUGUCAUUUCAAUGGAUGCUGGCAAUAAUAAUGUUUUGUGUUUAUACAGGGCCUUUCCUCUUUCAGGGCACUUUACAAACCAGGUGAGAAAUAAUGGGCUUGGAAUUAACGUGGGCUGGUAAAGCUUGCCCCUGUGCCCAUGUGGCCAGUAUGGGAGGGUAAACAUAGGGGCAUUGGCCUGCACUCCCUACACAGCCUGGAUGUGAAUUAGGUGACUUCUUAAAAUCACAUAGAGCCACUCAGCAGGGAUUUCAGGCAGAAGGAGACAGCUGGAAUUCAGAGGGUGGCACUGGUAUCUGAGGUGUCAAGUGCGAGUUUAGGUACCUGGACUCACUCUCCUUUGGCUGCAUGGGGUUUUGUUUAGACUCUUCCCAGAGACCACUAUCUCCCAAGAGAAGCUGCUGUAGUGAGUAGGUGUCCAUCAGCCAUGGUGUCCUUGCAGAGUCAGACACUGCAGCCAGUGCCAUGCAGGCUCAGCUGGUGCUGACAGAGGUGCUGAUGCUUCCUCUUGCUCGGUGCAAAUUGGAGGGUUGUCCCAAGGGCCUCCUGCCUCCGACACUUGCUCUCCAUCAGCCUUGCUGCGAUUUGCUGUGAAGGCAGGAGGUGUUUCCAGGCCCACCUUUAGUCCAAGAAUUUGGAAUUGAUACAGGGAAGAACCAAGAUUUUAAGUGGAUUGGCUCUCUAUCUCACAGCUUUAGUGCAGGCGAUGAGUUCGGUGGAUAAAACAGUGAAAUGUCAGGAGUCUGGAGCACAUAACCAGAAGGGGCACUUUUUAACACUUUUUUUGUAUUUAUUAAGAGCUGGAUCAAGACCACCACUUAUUCCUCCUCCAUUACUAGCAGAUUCAGUGGUCAUAGUUGCAUCCAGGAAAAACAUCACACUAACAAGAGCUAAGUUUAGAAAUCCAGAAGAAUUGCAGCAUUGUGGUUUUCCCUCAUGAAAAGGGUCAGAAUUUCCAGGAAAACACAGGAAGAAGUCAUUAAAAGGCACUUAACUGAACAGAAAACAGUAUUUUUAGAAAUUUGAAAAUUUUUGGAGGUAGGUAAAAUGUCAACUUUACAUUGUUUCCCCUUUCUUUAUACUGUGUUCAGAUCAUCUUUUCGGGAAGGUUUGCCUAAGCUGAGCAGGACAUGUUAGGAUUAAUGAGGAAUAAUGGGGAAACUUGCCAAACAGUGUUUCUCUGGGAUGGUCUAAGAACUUCUUUUUGUUUAUAAAAUAUCUGGAACUCUGAAAAUGGGGAAGUCGCUCUGCACUGGUACAGAAGAGGGCUGACCACUUUUUAAGGGUUCAGAAGAAGAUGUAAUUAAAAUACUUUUUAUUCAUUCAAGAGUGAAUGUCCAGCUACCAUCUGCGUCACAGCCAGAGAAAAAUCCUCCCCUUUACAUUGUUUUCACUGUAAGGGUAACUGAUAUAAGGAAAGAUAUGAAAUCAUGUGAACAGGGCUGGUCUCUAAUUUCCAACCCAUUUCCACAGACCUCUGAGCUCAGCCAGGACUGUGAAUCUCAUUGGCCUUAGCCAGAGGAAAGUUAUGAAUCUCUGGGGUGUGAGCACUGGCAACUCGUGCCCUUCGCUGCAUUCAAUCAGAGCAGCUGAAGGCAUGGCUCAAAUAUGGUUUUGGCAGCAAUACAAUUAAAAGGUCAUGACCUACAGUAAGUGUAAAAUCCAGUAAUCCAGUCCUUCACCUGGCAAUGUAAGCAAUUCUUUAGCCAUCAGCCAAAAGAAUAUAUGGUGCAUAACAAAAUAAAUGUAAUUGAAACAGGGGGGAGGGCUGGUCCUUUCUUCUCUGGUAAAUACUGGGAGGUUUUUCUCCUCCUCCUGGAAGCAAGUCUCUCUCACAGGUCCAGAGGGAAAGGCAGCUUUCACAACUGGAGCGAGGUACUGAUGAGAAGGCUCAUGUAACUGAUGGUCGUGGCUCCAAAACGAUGCCAAAGCGCCUGGUCAAGGAAGACAGAGGAGGAGGAGGAGGAGAGUUCCUUCUGCAGACUGCCUCCUGCACUGCUUUGGCCUUGCUCCUGUGCAUCUACAGGGCUGGCACAAGGCAGGGAGCAGCUCUAAGUGCCCACAGUUUUCCCAUGGGGAAUGAUGCCAACAAACAAGGCAACAUCUUCGUCGUCAGUUUGUCCGUCGCAGACCUUGUGGUUGCAGUUUAUCCAUACCCUCUGAUCUUGAGUGCCAUCUUCCAUAAUGGAUGGACCAUGGGAAAUGUCCACUGCCAGAUAAGCGGGUUCCUGAUGGGCUUAAGUGUCAUUGGGUCCAUUUUCAACAUCACGGCGAUCGCAAUCAACCGCUAUUGCUACAUCUGCCACAGCCUUCGGUACGACAAGCUCUUCAACCUGAAGAACACCUGCUGUUAUCUCUGCCUGACCUGGAUACUCACGGUGGUGGCCAUUGUGCCAAACUUCUUUGUUGGUUCCUUGCAGUAUGACCCCCGGAUUUACUCCUGCACCUUUGCCCAAACGGUGAGUACGUCCUACACCAUCACAGUGGUGGUUGUUCACUUCAUCGUCCCGCUGUCCGUCGUGACGUUUUGCUACCUACGGAUCUGGAUUUUAGUGAUUCAGGUCAAACACCGGGUGAGACAAGACUGCAAGCAGAAGCUCAGAGCAGCUGACAUCCGGAACUUCUUGACUAUGUUUGUGGUUUUUGUCCUUUUUGCUGUGUGCUGGGGACCAUUAAACUUUAUUGGCCUUGCUGUUUCCAUUAAUCCUUCAAAAGUGCAGCCACACAUUCCAGAAUGGCUUUUUGUCCUGAGCUAUUUUAUGGCCUAUUUCAACAGCUGCCUCAAUGCUGUGAUCUAUGGGCUUCUUAACCAGAAUUUUAGGAAGGAGUACAAAAGGAUAUUGCUGACACUGUGGACUCCCAGGUUGCUGUUCAUCGACGUGUCCAAGGGCGGGACAGAAGGGAUGAAAAGCAAGCAUUCUCCAGCCAUAACAACCAACAACAACCACGCUGAAAUACACUUAUGAGUCAGGACAUACUAUUUAUUCUGGAUUACAAUUGUAUAUAUAGUAUAUAAGAGCCUUUCUAGCUGUGUGCAUUGCACAGCUGGUGUUGCCUGGCCCCUCAUGCAAGGAAGGAGUCUGCUACCUUUCAUGCUUAGCUUCCUGCUGCAGCAUCAAGGCUUCGAGUGAGGAAUGUCAGAAUGGAAAGGACUGAUUUUUUUUCAUGUACCGUCUUUCACUGUGUGCCUCAUUAAUAGGUUUGGUUGCUUUUGCCACAAGCAUGCCAAUACCCCAAAAGGGAAGCGUUCAGAGUGCAUGGAGAAAUGCAGUUAUGCUUGAAAUGCAACCUUCAGGAGACAGCAAAAUUGCCAUUUAUUACACAUAAACCUUUCUCCCCUCCCUCUGAAUUCUAUUUUUCUAGCAUUAACUUAACCCAUACUAUAUAAAAUGAAGUUUAAACUGCAUGGCUUUUUACCUUUUAGUUAGGUAAAGGCUGUAUUAGCCAGCAGGCGUACGUAUGGGCCUGGUGACUUCCACUGUGUGUGCGUUCAUUUCCCUUUUUCUUUCCUCUUAAGAUUUAGAAGCAAGCCUGGACUAGAUGUGAGGCAGGCAGAAUCCAGACCAGUGAGUGUCUGAUGCACUCAUUUUAAUUGAAUAUCUACAAAUAUUAAGUACCCUUGCACUCUCCUUCCCAGGCCAUGAGUAAGAAUAUAACGUAUAACAUAAUCUAAUUGCAGGAAGAUAUUUGGAGCCUGAUUCUAAUUUAGGCAGUAUCCUGUCAUGGCCAGCAUUCAUUCCAAAUGUCUCUUACAAGUCACUGCUACAUGAACAUCAUAAAAAAAAAAAAAAAAAGAACAUAGCAGAGUCCCAUCUGUGUAAUGCAGAUGCUGGCUUUUAGGUUCCAGUACCAUUUACACUUGGAGGAAAAGGGAGAAGGGGAAGGCAGUGUUCCAAAAAUCCCUGCUUUUGCCCACCACAGAACAUGAAUUUGCUGUGGGGAGAAAAAGUGGACUUUUUUUUUAAAUUUUAUUCAUGUAUAAAACUGUAAUUAACGCAUGGAGCUGGGAGACAAAAGCUACUUAAGCAUAAUUAUGCAUCAAUUCUGUUAAAGCCUGAAGUGUGCUAUCUGUAUGAUUGGAAACAAUGUCCUGAAGUGCUGGGGAGUCCACUAUCACAUUAGUAACAAGCACAUGGGCAAAGAUAAAGCUAUUUCUUUAAUGGAGUGUGUGUGAUGGCAGCUCUCUGUAAAUAUGAUGACUUCUUUGUUUUCUUAGUUUCAUUGUGAAUUCAUCUCUUUAUGCUUUUAAAUAUGUGGAUCUUGCUUUGAAACUGUCCCAGAAAAUCAAGAGGUAAAACUCCCCCUGGUGUAACUCUGCCUUCAGGCUAGCACACCUGACUUAGUGCAGGUGCACCGAGUGGCACAGUGGGGAGAGGAGCAGGUCUGAGCCCCCGGCGAGGACAGCAGGCAGCCCUGCCCCUGGUUGAAGACAGUGGUCUUUUCUCUUUGGUUCUAGUCAAAGCAGGACUAGUUCCCAGGGCUGAACCCUGAAACACUGAGAUUUUGCAGUAUCAUGUAGGCACCUGGAGAUGGAGGCACGUAGGAUUUCCCAAACCCCUGGCCGGGCUGUGUGCCUAAUCCAUAGUGAAGAUAGCGAGCCAUUUGUGCGUUGCUUGCUUAAAGCAACUUGCUGCUGAAUGUUUGUUCUGCUGAUUUUUGGGGGGGAAGAGGAGUUGAGAGAAGUUAAGCCCCUUCAUUAAGUGGGCCAAGAAACUCUGCAUGAGUUCUGCAGUGUGCCUGCUGCCAUGUGGGGUCUCUGCAGUACCGGGGGGGUCCCUGCAUUUGUAGAGUGCCCUGGCGCUUUAUGAAGUUUCAAACUUGAACAUCUCAGCCACUUCAGAUGAUUGUUGUUUUAAAAUGCACUGCAGCCAGCCUCCCAUAAUAGGAAUCAAACAGAGUUCUGUUUUGGCCUCUUAAUAUGCCUGAGCAUGGCCAAAUAAAGGUAUUUUGACCCUCAGAAAAAAUCGUGGUCUGUUCGCCUUCCAGAAAAACCACCCUGGGUGAAUUCACACCAUUCCAUGCAAGCAAAAUCAUUUGGAGUUAAACUAGGAUAAGAAAAGCACUGAGGAAUCCAUAACUGCAGGGAGUGUUUGUCCCGUUUCGCCAGGGAGAUGUCCUGUGUUCCAUGACUAGUCUUCAAAGUCAUUUGCGAUUAGCCACGACAGUGUUAGUUAGACUCACAUUAGCAAAUAAUUUGAGGCAUCUAGCGCCAAGGGAAACCUACUCCUUUAAGACAAUCAUGAAGAAUCUUGUGCAUGUUUGCCAAAUAUCUCAGAUACCCUAAAACUGGGGUUUCAUCUUUACGGAUCCUUGUCUUUUUAACUGAAUGUUCAGUGAAGGCAAUGUGGUUUGUUUUUUUUUUUUUUAUUUAAGCUUGUAUUUGCACUAUUUCUUAUUCAGGCUCCGAAGUAACAGCCAGCAAGUAUUUGAACCAAACCAAGUCCAAAGAGGUCCCAAACAGGCAAGCUGUGAGAGUCCCUGCUACACCUGGUAGGAAGGGGAGCAGCAGAAGGGUGGUAGGUCAUCUCUCCAGGACUCACAGAGAGUCACUGAACCAAACUAUGCAAAAUGGUAGUGGAAUCUGCUCAUCUUCUGCUGUUGGGUCUGAGCCCAACUCCUGCCCAGGUCUCCACAGGGCACAGGCUCAGUCCCUGCUGUGCUGGGGUGGAUCUGAGCAGCUCCCUGAACGUCCAGGCCCUGCUACCACUGCAGGGUGGGGAUGAGUCUGUGAUGGGCACUGUCCAUCUGACAGGACAAAGAGCCCUGGCAUGACCUGUUCAGAAGGGCUCUGGGUGGCCCAGUGAAGGUGCCCAGAGCCGGGCUGAUGCAGCCACCAUGGUUGGAGUCCUGAGCUCAGUCUUGCUGGAGCUGAGGUUUGCAAUAUGAACCAUGAAAAGCAGGGAACAUGGCCUCGAACACUGUGCCAUUUGCUAGCACUUUGAUAGAGGCAGCACUUAGGAUAGGAUAGAGUUUUAUAUUGACUUAUUUAAAAACUACCCAAGCAGCUCCUUAUUUUUAUGUUAAGAAGUGGUUAACAGGGUACAGAGAAUUUAUUUUUGUUAAUAGUUGUUUACAGAAAAAGGGAAGUGUGUUAUAACAGGGAAUCCUGAGCAGUGUCACAGUUUACCUGUGGGAAUCUAGCUUUAAUCCAAAUUUGAGAUUUCAAGGGGAUCCCACCGCUUAAAUCAUGCUCUGACAAUUCCACCUGCUGCAUACCUGGCCUUAACUCUCUCUGAGAUCUCACAUAAAGUGAUUUCAAAUCACUUGCUCUAGAUUUGACCUGGUGGUGUUGAAUACCUAUUCUAGCCCCAAAGUCUAAGAUUGUUGUAGUGGAAACUUGUGGAGAGUCAGUAGUGCUGUGAAAGAAGAUGAUUCUCUUGCCAUGAAGAAAUAUUUUUGGAUAUUGCUAAUGAAUGUUGUUUAAUCUAUUUAAGAAGAAUGUAACCAAUAUAUUUAUAUAUAAAUGUGUAUUGCAUAUGCUGUUUCCAUUUUAUUGUUUAAUUAAGAAUUGUUCAGUAUACUUUCCUAUUGCUAUUUUUGUUCAUAAAGUAGAUUCAUUCCCUUUACUUGUUAAAACUGUAAUAAAUCUGCCAUUGGACUGCUUAUUGAUAUUUCUUUUCCACUUGCAGUUAUUUUUUAAUAAAUAUUUGGAACAACAGCUUGGGUUUUGUUGACUCCCACAAAGCAGAUUGAAUUGACAAAUGAGUUCAGAUAUAACUCAGCUGUCCAGCUUAGACCUGGAAGUGAAUGACCCAGAACGUCUGAGACACAUCCUUGGAUUCACGUGUUUUCUUCCACCUGCUGUGAGCCAGCUGCCUGCUGCACCCUGGCCUUCCUCAUCAGGGAAGAAACUUUCUCUGUGCUGCUGUUGGUCUCCUCGCUGUGUGUCCCUCCAAGGCCCUUUGCCUUUCUUGUGCCCAUGUGUAUCCACCGGGUGCUGUGGAAGCAGAGUUUGUCACAGCCAUUUCCUUGCCCUUUCCUGGGAAGGAAAGCACGGCCAAGCUGUGAACAGGAGGGUGUGAGAGCCAGGGUGGUCACAAGUCGGGGCACAAGGUGGCAUUGGGUUGUAGGCAAGGGGUGGAGACAGAGAGUCACCCUGGGCUGGAGGCACAGUGAGGGCUGACACGCACUUUCUCCAUUCAGGAGCUUUGUGAGCAUGAAGACUGCUGUAUCCAAGAUGUUCUACCUGUGUUCUUUCCCCACCUCUGUUUUUGGGCAGAUUUUGCUGUAUUCCUGCAGUUCUUUAGCCAACAGGUUCUGUCCAUAGGCUGCACCAAUUAUAUUUCCAUGCUGACUUGAGCUGGUUUUUGGGGAGUCUCAGCGCUGCUUCUGAAGCGGGGGAGAUGGGAGUAUGGAGUCAUCCAGUUGUAACUGCAACCAGAGCUCCUGUUUCCUAACCAGAUGUCACAUGUAACUGUGGUGUUAAGGUAGUAAAGGCUGAGAUUAUCCACUAAAGAGUUGCUGAAAAACCAUGGAGCAGAUGUGUUGAAUGAACAGGCAGUGUUCAUUCAGUGACAUCCCAGAGCAGUACUGCUACUUUUUUUGCUAAUCUUUUCCAACAGGCACUGGACUUCACCUGCUGCUUCCACAGUAAAGCCUGCAGUGAUGGGACACACUGAAAGCACUGUUAAUUAUAGUUGCAGAUGCCAAAAUGUCUGUCUGAGCAGAGCUGCUAGAAAACCCUUGCACAGACUUGUACCUGCUGUUUCUGCCGCAUGGAACCGAAUGAAUCAAACUGUCAGAAGUGAGGCAGUGUUAUUUAUUUACUUACUUGCCACAAAGUAAUAGUAACUGGGAGAUAAGAUAGAGCUAUAAAAGGCAAGAGGUGUGAUAAUUCAAUACCAGGAUAAAAUCUCACUCAUGGUGACUAUUUGGAAGUCAAUAUUUGUCCUAAUGUAUUUCCUUCCAAGCUUAUAAUUUAUAACAUGAAGUCACUCAAUAAAGAGCUACUGCAUAUGUGUUUAGAAUUUUAUUGGAAAAAUGUAAAUUACUGGACCUAAUGCAGUAUUUCUUAGCAUAAAAACCCUGAGAUAAGAAAUGCAGAAUGGGUUCUUGCAAGAACUCUGUGAUGGGAUAUGCAAAUUUUUUUUGCUGGUGAUAAGAACCAUAAAAUUUGUAUCUCUCAUGAACUACAGUUGUGAAGGGAAGCUCCAUAAUAUUGUUAACUGAAUUUUCACUUUGUAAUGCUUGUUUAUAGUAUCCAUUAUUCAUGUACUAUAAGUAAUGCACUGUACAGCAGAGAUAGAAUUUAGAGUCCGUGGUCAGUUUCCAGAGCAACCAAGGUGGGUCUGAACCAUUAACUGAAAUAUGUUUCUAUGUUUUCUGCCAAGCAUGGUCUCCUGAUAAGGUUUUUAGCUCAACUGAUUGCUUCUAAGAGGUCAGGGAAACUUUAAUGUCUUUUAGAUUAGUUGCAAUGUCUGUGCAGUCACAGCUUGCUUAGAUUACCUUUUAAAUAGACUUGAGUCAUCAAACCAUUUUAUAAGUCUGUCCAGUUGGAGCACAUAAUUUAUUUUGUAUCUAGAUAUUUUAU
Pipra filicauda (Wire-tailed manakin) is the source of this 8879-nucleotide messenger RNA. RefSeq names its product G protein-coupled receptor 50 (gene GPR50). Gene Ontology annotation, molecular function: melatonin receptor activity. The coding region runs from base 2272 to 3315 and encodes 347 amino acids. Gene Ontology annotation, cellular component: membrane. The record is from RefSeq and is a predicted model, not a curated record. Gene Ontology annotation, biological process: G protein-coupled receptor signaling pathway. The transcript is spliced from 2 exons. NCBI's taxonomy places the organism in Eukaryota, Metazoa, Chordata, Aves, Passeriformes, Pipridae.